GAAGUCCAAAGGACAGGCAUCGGCCUCGCCGUCUACUCGUCGCCAUGCUCACAAGCGCCAUGACUGCAGCAGCAGGCGCAUCGCGCUUCGCACCGAGGAACAUCGCGUCGUCGUCGUCGCGAAUGAUGAGCACCAGGAUCGCAGCGUCCCCCUUGCGACCUCGACCUACUCCGUCUUCACUCAUCGUCAAGCGUAUGGCUUCGACCGACUCCUCUGCCUCCUCGCAACCGGCCACCUCCUUCCUUCAGCGUCAUCGCAUCGUCCGAUACUGUGUGUGGGGCACCUUCAGCAUCGUCUUUGGCGUAUCAGCCACCAUCGCCAUCAUUCUCGGCCACGAUGCAUUCACUUAUCGCCAUGUACGCUUGGGUGAUGUACCCUGCUCACCUCUCGCUCUUCAUCCGGAGUCGGGCGGUCCAAAGAAUCUGCCCAUCGUAAGCGAGUUCGUCGAGGAGAGCCAGGAGGACGAGCUCGGGAAGGAGCUCAAGGGCAAAGAGAAGCUAGUCAUCGUAGGAGGAGGAUGGGCCGCAGUCAGUCUGCUCUCCAAGUUGGAUCCAGGCAGGUACAACGUCACCCUUGUCUCGCCCAACAACUUCUACCUCUUCACCCCGCUCCUCCCCUCUGCUACGGUAGGAACCGUCGAGCCCCGCUCUCUCAUUGAGCCGAUCCGCAAGGUAUUGAGCAGGCAUCGCGGCCAUUACGUGCAGGGUAAGGCCGUCGAUGUCGAGUUCGGAUCAGAUCGGAUGCCUGCGGACGGAGGAGCUCAGCGUCUGCUCGAGGUUCAGCUGGUAUCGGCCGAGGACAGAGAAGCUGGCAGAUCACACCCUGAGGCCGGGCCUGAGGAUACGGCGAGUAGGCCGGAGGUAGAGGGGAGGAGGAUCUACAUUCCCUACGAUAAGCUCAUCGUGGCCGUUGGUUCGGUGACUUCCACACACGGCGUGCCUGGGCUGGAGAACGCUUUCCAUCUCAAGGAGAUUGACGACGCUCGCGGCAUCCGCUCGCGCAUUCUUGACAACCUCGAGAUUGCCUCCCUCCCUACCACGACCCCCGAGGAGCGCAAGCGUCUCCUCUCCUUUGUCAUCUCAGGUGGAGGCCCCACGGGCGUCGAGACGGCCGCCGAGAUCUACGACAUGCUGAAUGAGGACGUCCUCGACUACUUCCCCAAGCUGCUUCGCUCCCAAGCCAAAGUCUCGCUCAUCCAAUCUCGCGAGCACAUCUUGAACACGUACAGCGAGAAGAUCAGCAAGUAUGCGGAAGACAAGUUUGCCCGAGACGAGGUUGACAUCAUUACGAACGCGAGGGUGAAGGAAGUCAAGCCGAACUCGGUCACGUACACGGUCAAGGACAAGGAGACGGGCAAAGUGCAGGAGCACGAGAUUGGGAGCGGGAUGACGCUGUGGAGUACCGGCAUUGCGAUGAGUCCCUUCACGAAGGCGCUUGUGAACAAAUUGCCCAACCAGAGCCACCUGAAGGCGCUGUUGGUCGACUCGCAUUUGAGAGUGCAGGGCACGCCCACGGGAAGCGUGUACGCGCUCGGUGAUGCAAGCACGGUCAAUUCGCGACUCAUUGACUCUCUUUACGAAUUCGUCGACCAAGUAGACACGCAGCACAAGGGCGAGCUCACCUUCGAUGAGUUCGCCUCCCUCGCCCAACGAGUACGCAAACGCUAUCCUCUAUCCUCCAAGCACUUCGAGAAGCUCCGCGACCUCUUCGAGAAGUUUGACGUAGACCACAACGGAACGCUCUCCCUCAACGAGAUCAGCACCAUGUUCCUCGAAAUCCAAUCCAAGGUGACCUCCCUACCGGCGACGGCCCAAGUAGCUAGUCAGGAGGGCAAAUACUUGGCGGGCAAGCUGAACAAGCUUGCAAAGCUGAAGAGCCAGGGGAAGCUCUACCCGCAGGACGAGCCGGGAGACGCGGCGGACGUUGCGGCUGCGCGAUUGGGCUACGAUGUGGACGAUGAGCAUUACAAGGCCUUCUCCUACAUGAGCCUCGGCUCUCUCGCCUUCCUGGGCAACGCCGCGGCCGUCGAUGGGCUGCCGUACCUGCCGCAGUCGUUGAGUAGCUUGGCGGGCGGCCUUGUGGCAAUGUAUGCCUGGAGGUCAGUGUAUUUGAGCGAGCAGUGUAGCAUGAGGACGCGCAUGCUUCUGAUGAGCGAUUGGGUCAAGAGGGGAAUUUGGGGAAGGGACCUGAGUAGGUUGUAGAGCGCGCGAGUGGCGCGUUGGGGUUCUUUGGACGUCACUGCUCGAACUUCAAUGCAAUGUUGUUGCUUCUCCCAGCAAGCUUCUGUGCUUCACGUCUAUCGAUCAUCACUGCCUGACAAGAAUGCACUGCAUGCCAUUU
This is a messenger RNA of Jaminaea rosea, 2340 nucleotides long. RefSeq lists its product as hypothetical. Bases 45 to 2201 code for a protein of 718 amino acids. Gene Ontology annotation, molecular function: calcium ion binding; NADH dehydrogenase activity. The record is from RefSeq and is a predicted model, not a curated record. The transcript is spliced from 3 exons. Lineage: Eukaryota; Fungi; Basidiomycota; Exobasidiomycetes; Microstromatales.